AUGAGGAGAGAGAACCAGAGCUGUGUGUCUGAGUUCCUCCUCCUGGGGCUCCCCAUCUGGCCAGAGCAGCAGGGUGUGUUCUUUGCCCUGUUCCUGGGCAUGUACCUGACCACAUUGCUGGGGAACCUGCUCAUCAUCCUGCUCAUCAGGCUGGACCCUCACCUCCACACCCCCAUGUACUUCUUCCUCAGCCACCUGGCCUUCACCGACAUCAUGUUUUCAUCAGUCACAGCUCCAAAAAUGCUCCUGAACAUGCAAACACAGAAUCACUCCAUCUCCUAUGCUGGGUGCAUUUCCCAGGUGUAUUUUUUCUUACUGCUUGGGUGUCUCGACAGCUUUCUUCUCACCUCAAUGGCCUAUGACAGGUAUGUGGCCAUCUGUCACCCCCUCCACUAUAUCACAAUUAUGAAUCAGAGUCUGUGCCUCCUGUUAGUAAUCAUGUCCUGGACACUAUCCUCUGCCAGUGCCCUUUUGCACACACUCCUCCUAGCUCAUCUCUCUUUCUGUGGAGACAACACACUGCCCCAUUUCUUCUGUGACCUCUCCACCUUACUUAAGCUGUCCAGCUCAGAUACCACAGUCAAUGAGCUGUUCAUCCUCACUGUGGGAGUGAUGGUCAUUACCCUGCCAUUUGUAUGCAUCUUGGUCUCUUAUGGGCACAUCGGGGCCAGCAUCCUUAGGGUCCCCUCCACCAAGUGCAUCUGCAAAGCCCUGUCCACCUGUGGCUCUCACCUCUCCGUGGUCUCUCUGUACUAUGGAACAAUUAUUGGACUGUACUUUUUUCCCUCAUCCAGCAACUCCAAUGACAAGGAUGUUAUUGUGGCUAUAUUGUACACGCUGGUCACACCCAUGCUCAAUCCUUUCAUCUACAGUCUGAGAAAUCAGGAUAUGAAAGGAGCCCUGUUACAAGUGCUUUCUCUGAAAGACAUAUCUUUAUAA
This is a messenger RNA of Phacochoerus africanus (Common warthog), 939 nucleotides long. RefSeq names its product olfactory receptor 50-like. Gene Ontology annotation, molecular function: G protein-coupled receptor activity; olfactory receptor activity. Gene Ontology annotation, biological process: G protein-coupled receptor signaling pathway. The record is from RefSeq and is a predicted model, not a curated record. Lineage: Eukaryota; Metazoa; Chordata; Mammalia; Artiodactyla; Suidae. Bases 1 to 939 code for a protein of 312 amino acids. Gene Ontology annotation, cellular component: membrane. The transcript is spliced from 2 exons.